Chelonia mydas (Green sea turtle) is the source of this 10626-nucleotide messenger RNA. It is a transcript of the gene UPF2, whose product is annotated as UPF2 regulator of nonsense mediated mRNA decay. NCBI's taxonomy places the organism in Eukaryota, Metazoa, Chordata, Testudines, Cheloniidae. The coding region runs from base 343 to 4155 and encodes 1270 amino acids. Gene Ontology annotation, cellular component: exon-exon junction complex; cytoplasm. Gene Ontology annotation, biological process: nuclear-transcribed mRNA catabolic process, nonsense-mediated decay. The transcript has 22 exons. Gene Ontology annotation, molecular function: protein binding; RNA binding. The record is from RefSeq and is a predicted model, not a curated record.
GAGCAGCACGGGCAGGCCCGCUGCCGGCCCCGAGGACCCCACGCCAGCCCGGGGCUGCCCGCCGCGCUGCCUGAUACGUACCUGAACUCAGCCGCUACUCGCCAACGAGGCGGGUGGGGGCGCGGCGGAGCGGCUAGACCGGAGCUCUACGCGCUUCCUACCCCCGCAGCCAGGGGAGGGCUGAGCCGCCCCUCCGCGGCGGAGUGUUUUCAGGCAGGCGGCGCGACAGCAGCCCGGGGUCCUCUGCGGGCAAGGGGAGGGGGCCGACGCUGGUGCUGGAGUGGGGGCUAGAGGAGUCCGAGCCGAUGUUUACACCGGGCAGAGAUUUGCCUGGGUAACAUAAUGCCAGCUGAGCGUAAAAAGUCAGCCAGUAUGGAAGAAAAAGAAUCUUCAUUAAAUAACAAAGAAAAAGACUUCAGUGAAAGGCGAUCAGUGAGCAGUAGAGAGAAAGCAAAGGAGGAUGUGAAGGUUGGCCUGAAGAGAGAGACUCUGAAGGCACCUGAAGAUAAAAAGAAAAAACUGGAGGAGGAUAAACGGAAAAAAGAAGACAAGGAGCGAAAGAAAAAAGAAGAGGACAAGAUAAAAGCUGAAGAAGAGCAGAAGAGGAAAGAGGAUGAAGAAAAAAAGAAAUUUGAAGAGGAAGAGAAAAAGAAACAAGAAGAGGAAGUAAAACGUCAGCAAGAGGAGGCAGCUGCACAAUUGAAGGAGAAAGAGGAAGCACAUCAACUCCAUCAGGAAGCUUGGGAGCGCCAUCAAGCAAGAAAGGAACUCCGCAGCAAAAACCAGAAUGCACCAGACAACCGCCCUGAGGAGAAUUUCUUUAGCAGGCUGGACUCGAGUCUGAAGAAGAACACUGCUUUUGUUAAGAAGCUAAAAACUAUCACAGAACAACAGAGGGACUCCUUGUCUCAUGAUUUUAAUAGCCUCAAUUUAAGCAAGUACAUUGCAGAAGCUGUAGCUUCUAUUGUUGAAGCAAAGCUGAAAAUAUCAGAUGUGAACUGUGCCGUGCACUUGUGUUCUCUCUUUCACCAGCGCUAUGCUGAUUUUGCUCCAUCGCUACUUCAGGUUUGGAAAAAGCAUUUUGAAGCAAGGAAAGAAGAGAAAACUCCCAACAUUACCAAACUAAGAACUGACUUGCGUUUCAUUGCAGAAUUGACAAUAGUUGGGAUUUUCACUGAUAAAGAAGGUCUGUCUUUAAUCUAUGAACAGCUAAAAAACAUUAUUAAUGCUGAUCGAGAGACUCACGCUCAUGUUUCUGUGGUAAUAAGCUUUUGCCGGCACUGUGGAGAUGAUAUUGCUGGUUUGGUACCAAGGAAGGUUAAAAAUGCUGCAGAAAAGUUUAACUUGAGUUUUCCUCCUAGUGAGAUAAUCAGCCCAGAGAAGCAACAGCCCUUCCAGAAUUUGUUGAAGGAAUACUUUACAUCUUUGACCAAACACCUGAAAAGGGACCACAGAGAGCUGCAAAAUAUUGAGAGACAAAACAGGCGUAUUCUGCACUCUAAAGGAGAGUUGAGUGAAGAUCGACACAAGCAGUAUGAAGAAUUUGCAAUGUCCUAUCAGAAGCUGUUGGCAAAUUCUCAGUCUCUGGCUGAUCUGUUGGAUGAAAAUAUGCCGGAUCUUCCCCAAGAGAAACCAACACCAGAGGAACAUGGGCCUGGCAUUGACAUUUUUACCCCUGGCAAACCUGGAGAAUAUGACCUGGAAGGGGGCAUCUGGGAAGAUGAAGAUGCUCGAAAUUUCUAUGAGAACCUUAUUGAUCUAAAAGCUUUUGUGCCAGCCAUUUUGUUUAAAGAUAAUGAAAAAUGUUCUCAGAACAAGGACUCCAGCAAGGAUGAGUCUAGAGAUUCAAAAGAUGCCAAGGAUAAUAAGGAUGUUGCUGGUACUGAGGAUUUGGAGUUGGAUAUGGAGAAUUUGGACAUUAAUGAUGAUAACUUGGAGUUAGACUGUGGAGAUGAAGCAGAAGAUCUCACAAAAAAGCUGCUUGAUGAGCAAGAACAAGAGGAUGAAGAAGCCAAUACUGGGUCUCACUUAAAACUGAUAGUAGAUGCUUUCCUUCAGCAACUCCCAAACUGUGUCAACAGAGACCUCAUAGACAAGGCAGCAAUGGAUUUUUGCAUGAGUAUGAACACAAAAGCCAAUAGAAGAAAGUUAGUACGAGCUCUCUUCAUAGUUCCUAGACAAAGGUUGGAUUUGCUUCCAUUUUAUGCAAGGCUGGUUGGCACAUUGCAUCCCUGUAUGUCUGAUGUAGCAGAGGACCUUUGUUCCAUGCUGAAAGGGGAUUUCAGAUUUCAUGUGAGAAAAAAGGACCAGAUCAAUAUUGAAACAAAAAAUAAAACUGUGAGAUUUAUUGGAGAGCUUGCCAAGUUUAAGAUGUUCUCCAAAAAUGACACCCUGCAUUGUUUAAAGAUGCUUCUGUCAGACUUUUCUCAUCACCAUAUUGAAAUGGCAUGUACUCUGCUGGAAACGUGUGGAAGAUUCCUAUUUAGAUCACCAGAGUCUCACUUAAGAACAAGCGUUCUUUUGGAACAAAUGAUGAGAAAGAAACAAGCAAUGCAUCUCGACGCACGGUAUGUCACAAUGGUGGAGAAUGCAUACUACUACUGUAAUCCCCCUCCUGCUGAAAAAACUGUGAGGAAGAAACGCCCACCUCUGCAGGAGUAUAUUCGUAAGCUUCUUUACAAGGAUCUCUCCAAGGUCACCACUGAGAAGGUCCUGAGACAGAUGCGCAAAUUGCCCUGGCAGGACUCUGAAGUGAAAGAUUAUGUUAUAUGUUGUAUGAUCAACAUUUGGAAUGUGAAAUACAAUAGUAUUCACUGUGUAGCUAACCUCUUAGCAGGGUUGGUGCUUUACCAAGAGGACGUUGGAAUUCAUGUCGUGGAUGGAGUGCUAGAGGAUAUUCGCCUAGGCAUGGAGGUUAACCAGCCGAAGUUUAAUCAGCGACGGAUCAGCAGUGCCAAGUUCUUGGGAGAACUUUACAAUUACCGAAUGGUAGAGUCAGCUGUAAUAUUUCGAACUCUAUAUUCAUUUACAUCAUUUGGUGUGAACCCUGAUGGUACUGCUAGUCCACUGGACCCUCCAGAACAUCUUUUCCGAAUUAGACUGGUCUGCACCAUCCUUGAUACCUGUGGGCAAUAUUUUGACAGAGGUUCCAGCAAACGGAAGCUUGAUUGCUUUCUUGUGUACUUUCAGAGGUAUGUUUGGUGGAAGAAGAAUUUGGAAGUUUGGACAAAAGACCAUCCGUUUCCUAUUGACAUUGACUAUAUGAUCAGUGAUACCCUAGAACUGCUGAGACCAAAGAUAAAACUCUGCAAUUCUCUGGAAGAAUCCGUCAGGCAGGUACAAGACUUGGAACGAGAAUUCUUAAUAAAACUAGGCAUUGUGAAUGACAAAGAUUCAAAAGAUUCUAUAACAGAAGGAGAGAACCUGGAAGAAGAGGAAGAGGAGGAGGAAGGUGGAGCAGAGACAGAAGAACAGUCUGGAAAUGAAAGUGAAGUAAAUGAGCCAGAGGAAGAGGAGUGCUCAGACAAUGACGAUGAGGAGGGUGAGGAAGAAGAGGAAGAGAAUACUGAUUACCUCACAGACUCCAAUAAGGAAAAUGAAACUGAUGAAGAGAACACAGAAGUAAUGAUUAAAGGAGGAGGACUUAAACAUGUUCCUUGUGUAGAGGACGAGGACUUCAUUCAGGCAUUGGAUAAAAUGAUGCUGGAGAAUCUUCAGCAACGGAGUGGAGAAUCUGUGAAAGUUCAUCAGCUGGACGUUGCUAUUCCUCUGCAUCUCAAGAGUCAGCUAAAGAAGGGUCCACCUUUGGGUAGUGGGGAAGGAGAAUCAGAGUCGGGAGACACAAUGCCAUUUGUCAUGUUAACUCGAAAAGGCAACAAACAGCAGUUUAAGAUCCUAAAUGUGCCAAUGUCUUCUCAACUUGCUGCCAACCACUGGAAUCAACAACAAGCUGAGCAAGAGGAGAGAAUGAGAAUGAAAAAGCUCACUCUGGAUAUUAAUGAACGGCAAGAACAAGAGGACUAUCAGGAGAUGUUACAGUCUCUGGCACAGCGUCCAGCUCCAGCAAAUACUAAUCGUGAACGGCGGCCACGUUACCAGCAUCCGAAGGGAGCACCUAAUGCAGAUCUAAUCUUUAAAACUGGUGGGAGGCACUAGAGAUAUGCAAUGGCAGAAGGAUGUCAAAUUCAAACAAGCAGCAUGAAGGAAGAAUGCAUCCUGUGUUAUUACCUGGAUUCCUCAGCUCCAUCUUCAGAGUAAGCACUGGGACACAGCACUAGACUGUUCACAUGGCAGCAGCAUUUGGUGAAAGGUAACACCACUAUGGGUUAAAAGCUUGGCUCUGCUGAAGUCCAUUGGGGAACUCUCAUUGACUUCAACAGGGCAAGGAUUUAAUCCACGGUCUUUAAAGACACUGCUUACAAGUAAGGGAGGUUGUCAAAGGCACAAAUGCCCAACUUUUACCAGAACUCCAUGAAAGCGGAAUGCUUACCUCCCAUUUGUGCCUUUGAACAUCUCCUUGUAACGUUCAUGUAGGAGUCUUGGGUUGAAUGUACUGAAACACCACAUUUGUUCCAUAGUGUCUUUCAGUGAGCCCCAGGUUUUUUUAAGGUUUGGUGUCCUAACCCUAAAGCUUCUUGCUGAACUUUUCACACAUACACCCCCAAUUUUCACAAUGGUGCCCCAUUUGUGACAACAGGUCACCAAGUUCAUUGUCUAAGAAUUUUCGUGGAUCACAUUACCAGGGCAUCUCACCAAAGAUCGCCUCCACAAGUUUAAACGAACCUAACCUAACCAGGUGGAGGAGGGAGAACUAUUUGACCCAAGAGUCCUGUCCUGCUCCCACUGAAGUCAACUGCAAAACUGCAAGGGGGUCCAGGACUGAGCCCUCAGUGGGGUAUUCUUUGCACCUGAAAAAGAACACUCAGAUCCAAUGCUAAUAAGAACUCUGUGUAACAACAGUUGUGAGCAGCUUCACUUCCAACAACUCCACGUUAUAAUUCAUACUGCAUUUCAGGCUCAAAAAGGCUUCAUCGAGCUCCAAGGAAUGAUUAAACUACUGAGAAGAAGAAAUCUUCACCCUCUUGAACCCAACAACUGGCAGCAUGUGUUAUGGUAGCCAUUAUUCCUCUCUUGUAGGUCCUGGCUACCCUAUAGAUUUUGCUCAUGCGAGGAAAGCUUGUGAGCCAGGUUUAUCAGUUACUAUGUUCAGCUGCUAAUGUGGGCAGGGCAGAAGGGUAUUUUUUUAAAAUUGUCUUAGAUUUGAUCUUUUAGGUUAUGUUUAACAGAAUUAUGGCCCAAUUAUGGCACCUAACCAGGGAGUUAGAAGAGAUUCCUAACUGAGUAGAAAAUGUAAUUCAGACAGAGGUCUUUAGCAAAGCGAUAAUCCAAAAUGGCAAUUUAUUGAUAAAUUUGGUGCUACACAGCUUUGGCCUAGGCUAGAGGGCAGUGCAAGUGGGUAUUGUAGAGGCACUAGACUGGGACUCAGGAGACCUGGGUUCAACACUCAGCUCUACCACAGACUGUGUGUGAUCUUGGACAAGUCAUUUAGUCUCUCUGGGCCUCAUAUCCACAUCUAUAAAAGAAGGAUAACACUGCCUUUCUCCUCACCUGGCCUCCACUGUGUGUGUCUGUCUGUUUAGACUUUAUGCUUGUCAGGGCAGGGAUUGUCUCCUGCUAUGUGUUUGUACAGUGCCUAGCACCCUGGAGCCUGAUCUCGACUGAGGCCUCCAAGCAUUACUAUAAUACUAGUAUAAUUUACAGACAAAUUCCCUUCUUGGACUUGAAUAAUGCAGAAGUCUCCCCAUGUCUUUGUACGCCCCCAUCACCAGCAAGAGAGAGAUUUUAUUACUUUAGCCACCUCUAUUCUAACCUCCUAAUGAGCUUCAAAACAACCCAACCCAACUGCCCCCCCACCCCCAAUGGUAUGGUCCAACAGGAUUGUCAAGGUAACCAGACAGGCUCAAAAUAAAAUAAAUCCUCAGAGAGAUGAAACAGCAGGUUAAUAGGAAGCUGCUCUUCUUGACCUUCAAAAUGUAUUAAAAAUGGAAGCUGUUCACAACAGGAUUUAUUCUUGUCUACACAGCACACUCAUGGACACAUUGCAGGUGUUUAAACGCAAUGCCCUUACUAGAAUCAAUUGUGGUAGACUGUCCCCAUCACUCAUCAGUGGCCCAAAUAUUGCACUUCAGGCCAGGCAGCAAAAAAGUACAUCUGACAGCACUGACAGUUUUCCUAAGAGCAAAUUCCAAAUCCCCAAUAAUAGUGUUCUAAUUUUUACUUUAGGGUUAUUUGAAAGCCGCACAAUUCUUACAUUUAACUGCAACUAACCAUGUUCAGUAAGUGGAGAGGAUUUCAUCAAUAAUAUUUUGUAACUGGCACUGAUAAUUUUAAUCUGAGUUCAGUUUUAAUCUUCCCAAGAUUCAAAGACUCAGCAGACAGACUACAGAAAAUUACUGUAGAUUAAGGAGUGGUCUUUCUUUCCAAGAAGCCAAAUUUUUCGAGCCUGUGGACUCAGAUUAUUCCUCUACCUUGUUUCAAAUUUAGCAACAAGAAGAUACAGAAUUUUUAUACUAGGGGAGCUAAGUGAUGUACUUGGUAGCAAACCACAAAAGCAAUUUCGUUUGAGAGCUUAAUAGGCAAGAUUGAUCCUUCCAAAAUGGAAAGCAUCCAGAUGCAGAGAGCACCAUUCCACUUACAGGACCGGCAUGAUAUAUUGAAGGAAAUAUGGUCAUGAUUCUCAGAAAGUUAUUAAAAUUUUAAAAAACAAAACGUUGCUGAACUGUCCCCCUCCUUGUACUAUAUAUAAAUAUAAUGUUUUGGAGAUAAACAAGGAAAUUUAAUUUCCCACCAAGUCAGGAUAGUAUUCUAGACCCCUGCAGAGUUCUAAGCCCAAAUUCUGUUCCUAUUCUUUAAGGAAAAGAGCACCAUAUACAAAUCAUUUUAAGAGUACAAUUGGAAUACCCCAAAAACCCCACAAUAUAUUUCCAGUAAAACUAUUUUGGUGAAGAAUGACAGCCAAGUCCCUGACCUGCAUGUGUCCACACACGCACACACCAUUUAGCUCAAUGGCACUUCUUCUAUAUGUACAUGAAUAAGCGUGUGCAGGGUUAUGGCCUGAUCUGCAGCUCAGUGAAAUUAAUGAAAAGACUCCCAUUUCCUUCAAUGGGCUUUGGAUCAGCCCCUUAGGGUAGGCUGGGGUUGGAGGCUACCAAAACAAAUCUAAUCUCAAAAGUCUAGACAAGGUUUGACCAGGCAGCAUGACAAAACCAAACCAUUUUAUAACCUGUUUCAGUCACAGCCAUGUUUAAAUCAGAAGAGUGCAUGUUUGCUUUGAUGAUGUGGAUGGCUCUAUGUACAGGGAUGGAAGAUGCAUACCGACUGUGGUUGCCUUCCUUAGCUCCUCUGAUGUCCACACAAGAGAUUAAAUCCUUGAAUUUUAGAAGAACACCACACUCUCCUACUCUGGUGAUAAAAUGAAUAAGGAGACAGAGGCAUCCCGGAUAAAGGUAAAGAGAAAACAGCAAUGGUAUCUGGACAGAAUGAAAAAGUUAUGGUUAUGUCUACACUGGGGACAUGCAUGAUAAGAGUGUUAAUUUAGGCCUUCUCUACAUUAGGAAAAAGGUCUAACGCCCACUGGGGUGCUGAAACAAUUUUUAUAAUGGGGGUCCUGAGAGCCACUGAACCGAACUGUAAAUCCUGGACAUGAUGGAAUCCACUUCAAGAUGGGGGUAGGGGAGGCAGCAACACCCCUAGUUCCAGUGCCUAAGCUAACACCACGCACUACUUGACGUGUUUUAAUCCUAGCAGAGAAAGGGCAAGUUCUAGAAGCACCUCAAUUUAGCUGCCCCCUCUUCCCCAGGGUUCACCAUGACCAGCUAAACCAAUGGAAAACUAAAUCUUGCCCUACCUAUUCUAGGAUUUUAAACUGUGUUAGGUGUGUUUUUUAAACAUGGUAGGGUAUGUCUACACUAAGAAAAAGCUAACUCAGUUCAAGUAAAAAGAAAAGGAGUACUUGUGGCACCUUAGAGACUAACCAAUUUAUUUGAGCAUAAGCUUUCGUGAGCUACAGCUCACUUCUUUUAUACAACUUGGCACCAAGUGGAGACAGGGAUAAGUUGUAUUUAAACACGGGUUACCUGAACCAGGUAAUGUGUUAAAAGCAUGACUACGGGCACACUACGUGCAAAAUAGUAGUUAACUUCAUGCUAGUUAAAAGUGCGUUAAUGCAAAUAUCAAAGGGCUUGUCUAUGUGAACAAUUAGACUGUGGCAAACUGGGAUGUGGGUCUACACCGCACUAGUCUGCUGUUUAAAUUAGAGCACUUUGAUCUAGUCCUCUUUAAAGUGGGACUAACUGUUAAUGCAUUUCAGCAGGGUCCAAGUGGACAGACUGUAGCCGGCUAGGGCAAGGUAGAGUCACACCCCAGUUUGCCACAAUCUCAUUGUUAGGGCUUGUCUACAAUACAUUUUUCAUCUGCACUGGGAAAGUGGGCUUAACCUAAUUUUGGUCAGCCCCUCAGACAGGGUCAAAUCAGAUUAUGACCAAGUAACCAAGAAAUGCUCUAACCUACAUACUAUGGUGAAUGCUGCUUCCUAAAUACUCAAAGACAGACAGAAGUGGUAGUGCAUAGCUUUUUAUUAAAAAUGCUCUUCUAUCACGGCAUGAUCCCACCCACACAAACCAGGUGAGCAGAGUAUUUGGCCAAAAAAACUGUUUUAGCUGUUCUAAAAACACAGCUGUUAGGCGCUGUAAGCUUAGGGUCGGUAUACAGUGAAAACUAAUAUCAGUCUAGCUGUGUCAGUCAGGGGUAUGAAAAAAAUCCACACCCUCUAAUGAUACAGCUAUGCUAACAAACCCCCAGCACAGAUGCAGCUGUGCAGACAAAAGUGUUUGUCAGUGUAGCUAACAUUUGGGAUGUGGUGUUCAUGCACCGGCAGAAAAAAAAAAAAAAAAAAAAAUAUCUUUCUGUUGGCACACGUUGCAUCUACAUUAGGCGGCUAUGCUGGUAUAGGCUCUGUGGCAUAGACAGCUUUAGACUGCAAGAUCUCCCAGGGUAGAAACCAGGAUUUUGUUGGCCCUGGUUUGAAAGACACUACAUAUGCCGACGGAAGGAGUUCUCCCAUCAGCGUAGAUAAUCCACCUACCCAAGAAGCGCUAGGUAGGAAGGUAGGUAUUGACCUAGUGCUGUCUACACCAGAGAUUAGGUCAGCUUAAUGACACUACUCGGAGGUAUGGAUUUUUCAGACCCCUGAGCAACAUAGUUGGGUCAACCUAACUUUUUAGUGUAGGCCAGGCCUUUCACUUAACUCAACGACGUUUGUCAGCCUUUAGCACGAUAACUUUUGAACACUGCACCCGAUCCAUUAAAAAAAAAGUCACAGGGAACGUUCUAGAGACGAACAAAUGCGCUGUAGCUCACGAAAGCUUAUGCUCAAAUAAAUUUGUUAGUCUCUAAGGUGUCACAAGUCCUCCUUUUCUUUUUGUGAAUACAGACUAACACGGCUGCUACUCUGAAAUCUCCCAGUAGAGUUUAACAUGUUGACCUCUUGAAUGGCUUCUCUCCCAGACAGACAAGAGAAAUAAUGAUGGGGGCUGAAGGAAGAAUGGAUGGAACCAGAAGGGGGUAUGCACACAUCACCUGAUGUGGAGGAAAGUGGAGAAAGGGAGACAGACAGAGCCCCCAGCAUGGAGGGCAAGGGGGUAAGGAGGAAUGGGUGCACAGAGAACCUUGGGCAGGGGGAAAUUGAGGGACCCGAAGUGGGGGGAAAUCCCACACAGUAUCUGGCAGGGGGAGUUUGGGGGAAGAGAUGCAAGGACCCUUUGGUGUAUGCAAUGAGCUUGGCGUACAGAAGCAACAAAGCAUGUGACCCCUGUAGAUAAAUCUCUGCAUUAAGCAUCUUCGCAUAAAACUUUCAUAUGACUUUGUAUUAUACCUCUUCAUAUAACCUUGUAUUGAGUCUAUCCACAUGUGACCUCUGUUUUCAUGCAACUUUGUGUUGCAAGUCCUUUGGUAUAUGGGAACUUUGUAUCAAGUCCUUAUACAGAAACUUUGUAUUGAGCCUUGGUAUAAUGUUAUAGCCCCUAAAGAUAGUUAAGGUAGAAGAAAAAGUGUCUUUUUGCUAGGAGUAGAAUAAGAUCUCCCCCUCUUUUAAUCACUUGCCCUGUUGAAUGAACGAGGUGAGAAUGAGUACGGUGUGCAAGGAAAGCACCUCCAGAGCGCUGCAACCUUUGGAGAGGGGAUGGAAGCCAAACUCAAGAACAAUAAAAAAUGGGCCUAUUAAAGAAGAUCAGACAUAUUGACGGCCUUGGGAGUUAGAAGCGAGCACCUUCUUUUAAAAAUACCCUCUUUGAAAAUAAGUGUGGCAGCAUUAAGACAACACCCAGAAGGAAGCGCCACAGGUGACUAACUGAAACAGACACAGAUUUUGAAUCUGGUACAGAUUUGCAUGAGAGGGAACUGCUAAAAAUGUGAGGUGUCUUUCAGGGGACCCUGGGUCUCAUCUUGUCUGGAUUGAUGCUCCGAUGUUGAUCGACAGAAGCCUGGCUCCACCCCUCCCCCAUCUAACUCACCUGGCCAGUGAAAUUAAGGGGAGUAACUAGUUGGUAACAAUAACAAAUAAAUUGGUUA